AUACGAGUAACCAAUGAGUUCCUCGCGGGAGCGCAAUGAUACAUAGCCGUGUUGGUCGCGACGCUUCCCCCACUCUGCCACCCUGUGACGAAGCCCAGGAAUUUUGACGUGGCUACUACGUACUUGCCCGUUUGCCCACUCCGAUUGCAGCAAACUUGGUGACGAGGAAUACGUAACUGGGCGUAUCGUCCCGAGGAGAUGGACAGUAUGGUAGAGGAGAAUGGAACGACAGGCAGCUCUGGAGGUGAUCCACUAGCCCCCUCUCCAGGGGACAACUCCUCGUCGGUGGUUGUCACUUCGGUACAGAACAAUUCCUCUCAGCACCAUCAUCUGGUAGCUGCUACCAGUAUCGUGCAUCUCACGCUCCCAACACAUGUCACUAACAACAGUACCAUGCCGCAGGUGCAGUCCGUCAUACAAGCCAAUCAGCAGUCUGUGAUCCAGACACCUGCAAACAUCCAGCCAGUCCAGAUUCAGAAGGGAAAUGUUAUUCUAGUAAGCAAACCAGCUAACUCUGUCAUCCAGACCACGCAAGGGAGCUUACAAACGUUACAGGUUGUGGACGGUGGCAGUGAUGAUAGUUUGUCAAAUGAAGAUGAUGCGACCAAGAAACGAAGGGAUAUUUUGACAAGAAGGCCGUCUUACAGAAAAAUUUUGAAUGAUUUAGGUGGAGGUGCUGAAAUAGCAGUGGGUCGAGUCGAAACCUCCUCUGAUUGCGAUACUAAUGAGGAUAGCGAGCUGUCGUCUCAUUCGAUUCCUUCUCAGUACCAGACACACACAGAGCGAAGGAGAUUUUUAACGAAGUUUGGAAGAGGAGAUUUUAUUCAGAGUUUGGAAGGUACACACCAACCAAAAAUUACAGUGAUCCCGGCCGGAGCGCUCCAGCUGUCCAGCCAGGGCGAGGGUGUCCAGGGACUCCACACGCUGACCAUGACCAAUGCGACGGGGGCCGGCGGCACCAUCGUGCAGUACGCCCAGGGGCAGGACGGCCAGUUCUUCGUGCCUGUUCAAGUUGUAACGACGCCAGGAGGUGGCAUUGGAGGCGGACAGAUUAUCGCCGAAGACCAAGUAAGGAAGAGAGAGAUGCGGCUCUUAAAAAACAGGGAGGCGGCGAGGGAGUGCCGGAGGAAAAAGAAAGAGUACAUCAAAUGCCUGGAGAACCGCGUGGCCGUGCUGGAGAACCAGAACAAGGCGCUCAUAGACGAGCUCAAGUCGCUCAAGGAACUCUACUGCCAGCAGAAGACGGAAUGAGGACCAGCGAUCGAGCGGAAGCGAGACGCGUCGAGGUGAGCGGUCGAGGGAGUAUAGAGUGUCGCGGUCACUCGUUCCCCAGCCGCCGUUUGUGCGUGGAGUUCGUCGGUUCGUCUACCCGGGCGCGAGUCGGAGACGCGAUUGUUUCGUCUGAUGUUGUAGUCGGUUGUUAUUGUUGUUGUUGGUCCAGAUGAUUAUUAGAAUACCGUUCAGACGAUUUUUUUUUUUAGAAGAAGCAAAUGGACGGUGCUCGUUUUUAUACCAGUGAGAGUGUCGUUUCGCGGAGACGCUGCUAGGUCGGACGGAACUAUUGUCUGCCGGAGACCUUCGAAGUGAACUUAGUCAUUUUGCGGAUUAGGAAAAGGCCUGUGAUAUACGUGUACACUAUCUACUAGAAGAAUGCCAAAGUUGUGUUAGAAGUUGAUAGGAGUGUGGUUCUUCAGCUUCAUGUGAUUCAGGCGUAACUCAGGGGUAGAAAGUGAGGUGACUGUGUGCCAUAAACAACGUACCACACUGAUCGUGAUGUUAGCGUUUUACCCUCUUCCUACCCAGCUAACAGUUCAUUCAGCAUCUUAUUGCAUACCUACAUUAUGUAUUUUCUUCUGUUUGUGGAUUACACAAAGUAUUUGUGUUUUUUUAAUGUAUGAUUUAGUUGAUGUCAGUUUGUUUUUUAAUUCUGUAUUUCAUUGUUUUAAAUGUUCACCAUUAUUGAAGUUUUUACAGAUGUUGUAGUCUAAGUGGAAAAAAAAAAAUUGUUAUCUUUGUAUUUAUUACAAAACAAGCAAGUAUUUUUGAUCAUUCAGUUUUUUUGAAUUUACUAUCACAUCACUUAGCACAAUUUGUAAUAAUAUUAAGUAUUUAUUUUGUGAAGAAGUGCAAUUAUGUAAUAUAGAAGAGUGAUAUAUUUGUAUAAAUACUGGAGAACUCAACUAGUUAAAGAAUUACAAAAAAAAAUUUGUACAGAUUUAAAUGUAACAUAUUUUCUGUGUGGCUCAUGGACUGUUGUCCUACAUAGAAUUUGUAAAUUAAAAGAAAUUAUUUUUCGUAUGAA
This is a messenger RNA of Bacillus rossius redtenbacheri, 2302 nucleotides long. It is a transcript of the gene CrebB, whose product is annotated as cyclic AMP-responsive element-binding protein 1. The record is from RefSeq and is a predicted model, not a curated record. Lineage: Eukaryota; Metazoa; Arthropoda; Insecta; Phasmatodea; Bacillidae. The transcript is spliced from 9 exons. Gene Ontology annotation, molecular function: protein binding; DNA-binding transcription factor activity, RNA polymerase II-specific; RNA polymerase II cis-regulatory region sequence-specific DNA binding. Gene Ontology annotation, biological process: regulation of transcription by RNA polymerase II. The coding region runs from base 199 to 1251 and encodes 350 amino acids. Gene Ontology annotation, cellular component: transcription regulator complex; nucleus.